AUGCCUUCGACGGCUUGCACAGCGACUUGUCGAUUGGACAAAGGGUGCAACACAGCGAAUCUUGAUGUUGUUGAUGUCAUUGGUGGUGGUGGUGGUGGUGGUGGUGGUGGUGGUGGUGGUGGUGGUGGUGGUGGUGGUGGUGGUGGUGACAGCUUGAGGGCGAAGUUGGGGCAAUGUGUCGGCCGUGUUUGGUUUGGAGGCGGCUGCAUCCUUCCGAACACAACAGAGAACAGUGCAAUUAAGUUGUUGUUUAAGUUGUUGUUGUUGUUGUUGUUUAAGUUGUUGUUUAAGUUGUUGUUGUCUCAGUUGUUGUUGUCUCAGUUGUUGUUGUCUCAGUUGUUGUUGUUGUUGUUGUUCUUGUAG
This is a messenger RNA of Salpingoeca rosetta, 363 nucleotides long. RefSeq lists its product as uncharacterized. NCBI's taxonomy places the organism in Eukaryota, Choanoflagellata, Craspedida, Salpingoecidae. The record is from RefSeq and is a predicted model, not a curated record. The coding region runs from base 1 to 363 and encodes 120 amino acids. The transcript is spliced from 3 exons.